GGUCAUCUUUAGUCCCAAAGGCAGUCCUUUUUGGCGUUCAAGUGCGGAUUGAAGAUUUCAUUAUAGGAGGGAGGUUUUUGUCGACCUAUUCUGUGGCCCGCAGAAAUCGGCACGAUGUUUGGGGGCGGGAAAGCCCGAUCACCUAGAAAAGCUGGACGGCCACUGUCCAUAGUGCGAGCUGGACCGGCGUACUCAGGCGACGCGCAGGACAAUGGCGAUCCUUCGGAGCCAAACACGCUUCCGAAACUUGUCAUAGACGUGCACAAUGAGAUAAACGUUGGAUGGGAUUUUAUGACGUCGUCUGACUUUAAUCCCGUACCACAUGCCCUAUCUCUUCUCGAUGAAAGUUCAUUGGGACGAGAUUAUAAUGCAUUUUGUGAAGCCUAUGACAAGUUGGAACGGGCCAUGGAUCUUAUAGUUAACGAGUAUCAUCAGGCAUUUAACACAGCAAUUCAAACCUUCAGCAGUGUGGUGGAGAAUAUUACAGAUUCUCAGCGCCGUGUUCGUGAUACGCGAAAAAAUCUUCAGAACAGCAAGGAGUGGCUUCAAUGUAAACGAUUUGACUUGUUGCACCUAUGGUUGAAGAGUAUUCAAUAUAAAGAGAUCAAUCGUAUCUUGGACACAAUCGAGGAAUUGCAAAAUAUGCCAGACAGAUUGGACGCUCUUGUUCAGGGAAAGUACUAUCUCACCGCUGUGCGACUUCUGGUAUCGGCGACACGAACGGUUGAAGAGGGAGAAUGCUCGGAAAUUGGCGCUCUGGAGGCUGUUAAGCAGCGAUUACAAGAGAUGCGCGGGACAAUACAUGAGACAUUGAUUGAAGAGCUCCAUAAUCAUCUUUACUUGAAGAGUGCCUUCAGCUUAUAUCGGUUAGAUUCAGUGGAUCAUUAUACCUUGCGCAAGCAAACCACUGUCAAAUUUAUACAUGGACGCCAUUCAACAAAGGGAAAUGAGGGUGGGAUAUUACACGACAGAGGUAGACGGCAUGUUCCGACUAAGCCAGGUCACGACCCCUUACAAGAAAAAUUGGCCAAAUUAAGGGAAGAUGCAGAUAGUGGUCAAGAGAUUACCGAAGAUUUGGAAACCAAUCCGGAAACCGACUCUUAUCAUUAUAUGUUAUGCUUGAUUGAAAGUCUAGCCCUCUUAGGUCGCCUGCGUCCAGCCAUGGAGGUUAUCCGCGAGAGACUACCCGUAGAACUCUACUACGUAGUGGAACGAACAGUGCAGGAAGUUGACCAUCGCUAUGGAAAGCUUGGGUCGUCGGUCGAAGAAACGUUGCGAGGCGGGAUAGAUAGCCAAGGUCCAAACCUGCUUGGCACCGAUGCUCGAAAAGCCGAGAUUCGUGUUUUGCUCGAAUUUUUAUGGGAGCUUUUUCGGAAAUUCGAGGCUAUCAUACAUGGGCAUACAUUCCUUCAGGCCAUAGUUCAGGAACUGACUAAGCGUCAAUCAGGCAUUAAGCUCGAUGGGUUAUAUACCAUUAGAGAUGUGUGGUUCACUGCACAGAACGAACUUAAAGCUCUGCUUUAUGAAUAUGUCCGAAAUCCGGAAAGGAAAACUUCGGAGCCUGGAGUUGUCGUGUCACUGAACGACAUCCUGAAAGACAGACGACGAGCAAAGCUACGAACUGAUUCGCGACCGCUGUUUCGCAUUAUCGGUGCCGACAACAAGGAUAUGAAGACCGCGUAUAAAGGCAUCAACCCAGAGGCUGAGGAGACGGCUGAAAAUGUUGUAGCGAAUGUACGCCAGCUGGUAGACGGGCAAGAUCCCGAAGACAGCGAGGAUGGAGCAGCAGUAGGAGUGGUAGACACGUACGCAUCAAACACAGUUGUCGCUGGGCAUCGACUUCUGAUUACACCGGAUCCCUAUAAUAUUCUGGUCGUAUUCGGACCGACUACCGGUUUCGUGCAGCGUAUGGAAAGCAUGCUCAACGUAAGGUUCGGGAAUCUAAGGAUUUUCCUGGAUGAGUUUGUUAUCAACAUGUUUUUGCCGCAAAUGGAAAAUCGUGUGUCAAGCUACUUUCACAACUAUGUCAAUGGAAUGGAUGCGUUUCACACAGAUUUCCACGUUGAGCUAUCUUCAUUCCCUCUGACCAAGAGUGCCACCGCGUUGGUCGUUCUGAUUGAAGGAAUAUGUAGAACACUUCCUUCCAUUCCCAUUCAUCAGGAUGAAGCGAUCAGAAUGAUAGAAAUGGUGCUACGAAGCUACACAGACAAGUGCUCCUCCCGCUUCAAUGCCUUGAUAUCCAGCAACCAGCCAGGGGCAGAUGGAGGUUAUAGCAGCAUUGUCAGCGCUUCGUGGGUCAGAGAGCCGGAGGUGGUAGAAAUCCUAUCGCAGCACACCCUUUUCCGAAGCGAUGGCAUGGAAAUCGAGUCACCGGUUGACCAAACGUUGUCACAAAAGGAAACGUUUCUGGAGAUGAAGCUGAAGAAGGAAAGAUCUUUCCAUCGGAGCGAACUGAUUAUGGAACUGCGUACUUUGCAGGCGAUCGCGAGCCUGCAUCACAGUAUUGAAUGGUUCAUAAGUCAAGUAUCAAGACUGUUCGUUACAGAUACGGCAAAAAUGCGGGUUGCUCCAUUUUUGAGCCAAGUGAAGACGAGGAAAGGUUCCAGUGAAAGCUUGGACUCAUAUUUCAAACUCUCAUCAGAGAGUUUACCUGACCUACGCGUUGAACAUGAAGAGAAUCUUCAACUAUGGCUGACCCCUGAGAUGGCACAGAAAUUCCAGGCCGUUGUGUCGGACCUCCAGCGUCUAUCGGAUCUUUGUCUUUUUGUGUUACGGGUGGAGCUACGCUGUCAUUCCAUGUAUUACCUGGACCUUGCAAUGCGAGAGGGUUCCUAUUACCUCGAAGACGACACUCUUGAACCAGAUCCUUACAUUGGCCUUCUAAAUUUGGAUCUGUCCACAAUUGAAGAAGCGAUCAGUGCAGUAUUACACCCUCGUAGGACAAGGUUCAUCUUUGAUGGCUUGGCUUAUCUCAUAGCACAUACUCUGUGCUCCAAUCUGCGAUAUAUAAGAAGGGUUAACCGCCAUGGAGUGUCGAAGCUCGUGCGCAAUGUCCAAUCCCUCCAACAGAAUCUGACGAAUGUGACAUCGGUAAAUUUCAGAAGCCUUGACCGAGCUAAACAAUACUUUGAGCUUUUAAACCUCAAUGGAGAGAGCCUGCUUGAUUAUGUCGCGCAAAAUCAAGGACAAUUCACCUUUGAUGAGUACAAAGUGGUGCUGGACAUCAUCUUUUACGACGCACUGGCAGGAGACAACACGGUUCAACGUAAAACUUACAACGACUGUUUACAAAAGUUGAAGGAAUGGUUCGUUAAACAUCGGUAGUUCAUGGAGUUGCUACCCUAGGGUGCGGGGGAGAUGCUAUACUAUUGUAUUUAAAUAGAUGUUCAAUAUCUACAGUGUCCCAGCCAUCGUGGUACUA
Molecule: messenger RNA, 3421 nt
Organism: Spizellomyces punctatus DAOM BR117
Lineage: Eukaryota; Fungi; Chytridiomycota; Chytridiomycetes; Spizellomycetales; Spizellomycetaceae
Exons: 28
Coding region: 115-3324 (1069 amino acids)
Biological process (GO): exocytosis; Golgi to plasma membrane transport
Cellular component (GO): exocyst
Source: RefSeq, a predicted model, not a curated record